AUGAAUGAAUUGAUUACUAAAUCUGAAAUUAGUUUUUUAAAAAUCUGCAAAUUAGUAGUAUCUGAACAAAGGUUUUCUGAAUCAUCAUCUCAGUCUAGUAGAACUUCUGCUCUUGCAGAAAUAUUAGAUGAUGACUUUGGAUUAGUGAAAAAAACUGAUGAAAAGAAGAUAUCAAGCAUAAUAAAACAACUUAUCAAAGAAUUAUUAACUGAGAUUUCUGAUAAUGAUAGGAACUUAGAAGAAACAAGUGAAAGCAUAAGUAACUUUUUACAACUCUCUGAAAGGAUUGAUCAUGCUAAAACUAAAAACGAAGAAGCAUCUUGA
Messenger RNA from Cetraspora pellucida, 324 nucleotides. The record is from the annotation of a GenBank genome assembly. NCBI's taxonomy places the organism in Eukaryota, Fungi, Glomeromycota, Glomeromycetes, Diversisporales, Gigasporaceae.